AUGAAGAUAGAAUUCGUUUUCUUGCUUGUGGCUUCACUGGCACAAAUUGUGACAGCAGAUGAAGAAUGGAUGGAAGAGUGCAAGAACCAGAGCGAAAAAAUUGUCAUUCACUCGGUUGAUGGCUACUGGAAAAACUUUUCGAGUGAUGUGACGUCUCAGCAAGAUCAUUCGCUCCAUCGAAAGCUCACGUGCACCGCUGAUGCAGACGAUUUCGCGUUUGUUCGAAUAAAUGACAAAAUGGAUUCACCGUCAGACACAAAAACUAUCACUUGUGGAGAGGAGCGUAAAUGGUUGUACAACGAUGAAGUCGUUGUCUCUGUUGGAUGCCACACGAGCCCACGGGCAAAUUGGCUCCAAAAGUCCGAAGAAGAGCAAAAGAUUCAAAGCUGGAUGGCCGUGAAUCACGGAACUGUAGAGGAUCAAAAGGAUUGGACAUGGGGCAGCUCCCAGUCUGAACAAAAAAAGAAAAUGCAGCAAAUGGCUUUGGAUAUCCAAAAUCUCUUGGUUAACACCGAUAAUAUAAUCAGAAAGCAAGUCGCCGUUCUACCGGCAGCCUAUGUGAAUGCUUAUGGGGAAAAACAGGCCCUCUCAGAGGACAACUACUACAUGAAAACGGAUCACAACCUGAUGCAAAUGAAGAAAUCAGACAUUACUUUCAAGAUGAAUUCAAAUCGACAGAACGUCACGACGGGAUCCAAUCGC
Molecule: messenger RNA, 702 nt
Organism: Mesorhabditis belari
Lineage: Eukaryota; Metazoa; Nematoda; Chromadorea; Rhabditida; Rhabditidae
Source: the annotation of a GenBank genome assembly